This is a messenger RNA of Phialemonium atrogriseum, 2181 nucleotides long. RefSeq lists its product as uncharacterized. The transcript has a single exon. NCBI's taxonomy places the organism in Eukaryota, Fungi, Ascomycota, Sordariomycetes, Cephalothecales, Cephalothecaceae. The coding region runs from base 101 to 1963 and encodes 620 amino acids. The record is from RefSeq and is a predicted model, not a curated record.
AUUCACUUGACCGAUCAACCCUCCUCACAGGUACCCUACAAGCAACCGCCGAGUCAGGGCAAGAGUCGAUUAACGCUCCUCAACUAAUACAAGAAACAACAUGCCGGCCAAUGAUCAGCAGAAAGGAAAGCGCCGGGCAGGACCCGAGGCCACCGCCCAACCCGCCAAGCGCCAGAAGCGUAAAGCACAGGAGAACGAGACACCAGCAACGCGGGGGCCGAACACAAACCACGCCCAGCCAGCCCCGUCACAGGCACAGAGCGCCAACCCUGCCGCCUCAACCGCCCUUCUUGAAGGGGAGAUAUCCCCCAAGAACUUCGGCAGCGUCCCCAAGCGACGAGGCUCCUCCUCCUCUUCCACCUCCUCCACCACCACCUCCCUCCUCGCCCCCCCGCCCCGCAAGCGCCGCCGCCGAGCCUCCCCGCACCCGCCCGUAUCCGGCCUAACGCGCGCCUCCCUCGCCGCCCUCCUCCCCGGCUCGGCCUUCGGCCACGCGGCGCCCAUCAUCGCCCGCCGCCACUGGACCGUCAAGGACGAGCACGCCCUCCGCAAGACGGGCUGGACGCCCUCGGACGAGGCCGCCCUCGCGGCCCGCCUGCGGCCCCGCGACCCGGCGGCCCGCAAGCCGGGGACCCCCGUCCACGCAGAGGUCCUCGCCUGGCGCGCCAUGGCGGCCCUGUUCGGCUGCGAGCCGCCGGACCUGUUCCGGUACGGGCUUAAGCUGCUACGCGACGACGACGACGACAGUGGUGGUGCUGGUGCUGGUGGCGGUGGUGGUGAGAAGCACGAGUUGUUCGACCCCCCGCGGUUCUGGCCCGGCCUGCUGCGCCUCCUGCCGCACCCCUUCUGGGGAGGCGACGUCGCGGCCCUGCGCCUCGCCCUGCAGCUCGCCGUAAUGCACCGCGCCGGGCCCGGCGGCCACGCCGGCCCGCUUGCGCCGCCGUGGUCGCGCGCCGAGCCGGGCUUUGUGGGAUGGCUUAGGGAGCUGCAGGCGCUGCGGCGCAGUGACGGCGACGGGGACGGGGACAAGUUGGGGGGGUUUGAUGGCUGGAGGAGGGAGAUGGAGGACGCCGAGAGGAGGGUCGAGGUCGCGGGCGUGGCGGAGUUCAGGUCCAGGGUGCAGGUGCGCGAUAGGACCGGGAUGAGGGAGCUGGAUGAGCUUAUCGAGUACGGGGCGCGCGAACUCGCCGGCGGGGUCGUCGAGCCCGUGCCGGCGUAUGAGAGGUUCCUGUUCAUGGUGCGAGGGGAGGACGUGGAGAUGGUGACGACGGCGCUGAAUUCCAUGUACUCGACCUCCGGGGACGACGAGGAGGUGAGGGUGAUAGUGGAUGCGGCGGCGGAGGCGGGGAAGAAGCAGAGGAGGAAGCCCGACUUGACCGUCGUCGACUUCUUCCGGACUUACUGGCACGGGCUGCCGGAGAGGGACAGGGAGGUGACGGAGGCCGACACCCAGUGGCUCCUGGAGCAGAAGCGCAUGGCCAUCAUCGCCGAGAGGCGAGAGGCCCUGAUCCGUCACCGGCUGCAGGCGGCCGGCGAGCGCCUCGACCUGCUGGACAUACCGCCCUUCGAUCCGGACCCGGACUUCCACCUCUACUGCUAUGUCAACGAGGCGCAGCUGUUCACCAUCCGGGGCCGGCGCCCGCCGCCCGCCACCUACCGGUGGGCGAGAGAACACCUCGGCAGCCGGGCGGACGCCAUGACCCUCCACGCGUCCGCCACCAUGGCCCGGUGUCUCGGCCCGACGACGGGCGCCGCUGGCCUGCUCAUCGACGGUAGGGUUCAGGCCCCAGUCUUCAACCCCGCCGGGGCGUAUUUCUCGCACGUGGAGAACUUGCGAAGCCGGCCUGGGCUGCUGUAUUCGUCCCGCGAAUUGGCGGGGCGCCCUUCCCCCCCCGCGACAAAGAAGGACCUGGUUGCAUUUGCCGCUUGGUUGAGGGGUCGUUUCCCAAGGCCGAAAGGGUGACAACCUAUGUAGGAGUAGGUAGCCUUGACCAUUUACCGCUUGGUUUGUUCUAGUUAGCAAUGUGGAUCAGUUUGAGGGAGACGGCCCAUGUAAUGUAGCUGCAAAAUGUAGACAUUGCGCGCAUGUGGUAUACAUUGGACAUUUGACCAGGUCGCCCUCGACCUGGAUCUCUGGGUACCACCAAGUUGUACAGUAUAAGGAAAUGAUCGGCGGGAUUU